Molecule: messenger RNA, 1672 nt
Organism: Tupaia belangeri chinensis (Chinese tree shrew)
Lineage: Eukaryota; Metazoa; Chordata; Mammalia; Scandentia; Tupaiidae
Gene: TMEM45A
Product: transmembrane protein 45A
Exons: 7
Coding region: 349-1251 (300 amino acids)
Source: RefSeq, a predicted model, not a curated record
CCGCGGGGGAAUCGGAUGAAGCACAUCUGGACAGUUGUGGCAAGAAACUUGUGCGGCCCCUUCCGAAGUCCGACGUCAGCUGGGCACGUCCCCCACGUCCUCUCUUUCCUGUCACUUAUUAUUUAUUCAUUUUCCCAAAGAAGCCACCAGGGACCUGAGCUUAAAACUUUUUUUUUUUUCCUCCUAAAGUGAGAAGGUGCCAGAUCCCAUCCAACUUACAGUUUAAUUUUCAUGGGGUUCUGGGAUCAAAAGAACAGAAACAGCAACAACGAAAGCCCAGCCGCUGUCUGAUUUAAACUGGCAACGUGGGAAAAAUAAAGUUGCAUAAACAGACUGAGUUGGGGUGCUAUGGGUCCGGUUUCUGUAAAUCGGGUGGAGGUGGAGGCAACUCGCAGCGCAGUGAGUACAACGCCCAGGGAGAAACAUACCAUGGGGAGCUUCAGAGGUCAUGCCCUCCCUGGAAUCUUCUUUUUUAUCAUGGGAAUUUGGUGGAGUAUAAAAAUUAUUCUGAAGUAUAACUGCAAAAAGCAAAAGCGAACCUUCUACCUUGGCUCCAAAGCAUUAUUCCAUCGAAUAGAAAUUUUGGAGGGAAUUAUAGUGCUUGGCAUGGCUUUAACUGGCAUAUUUGGGGAACAGUUUACUUCUGGAGGGCCCUCCAUGAUCUUAUAUAAUGAAGACCAUUGGAACAGCCUCAUGAGCUGGCACCAUUGUACCAUGUAUUUCUUCUUUGGGUUCAUGGGUGUUACAAACAUCCUGUGUUUCACCAUCAGCUCACUUCCCACCUCCUUACCCAAAUUAAUGCUGUCAAAUGCUUUAUUUGUGGAGGGUUUGAUCUUCUAUAACCACACUCACGGCCGUGAUAUGCUGGACAUCUUUGUGCAUCAGCUGCUAGUCUUGGUUAUCGUUUUGACAGGCCUAGUGGCCUUCUUGGAGUUCCUCCUCCGGAGCAAUGUACUUCUGGAGCUUCUGCGGGCAAGUCUCAUCCUGCUCCAGGGAAGCUGGUUCUGGCAGAUUGCUUUUGUCCUGUAUCCCCUUGGUGGGCAUCCUUCGUGGGAUUUAUUAGAUCAUGACAACGUUUUUUUCCUCACCAUAUGCUUUUGUUGGCAUUAUGCAGUUAACCUUGUCAUCAUUGGAGUGAUUUAUGCUUUUACCACCUGGUUGGUUAAGUCCAGACUUAAGAGGCUCUGCCCCUCAGAUGUUGGACUCCUGAAAAAUGCUGAACGAGAACAAGAAUCGGAAGACGAGAUGUGAUUCUGAUGGUUUUCCAGUCUUUCUAAAUAAACCUUUGUUUAUUGGUUUGUUCAUGCUUUUGUUUCUUGGCCUUCUGUUUGCAGAACAACUGGCUGAGGAUAACUCUCAGUGUACUGUUUGUGUUUCCAAUUAUGUAAAAGUAUUUGAACUUAAAUGUUUUACUUCUAGGUUUGAAAAUACCCUGGGUGAUAAAUUCAUUUUGUACAUCAUGCGCGUCAUGGUAUUCAGGGGCUAGAGUGACUCUUCCAAGGCUGUUUAAAGUUUGAUGCCUCACUAUGAAAAAUACAUAUUUUAUUUGCCUAUAGAUAAUGCUCAAGGUUCCUGGAAUUAAUAUUUUUUGUAUCUUGUUAAACAUGGAAUUAUACUUGGUUAUCUUAUUGCUACAAUGAGAAAUAAAGAAUACAUGCACCUUGGUGCAGAC